This is a messenger RNA of Osmerus eperlanus (European smelt), 1641 nucleotides long. RefSeq names its product kalirin-like. The annotation marks the transcript as partial. The record is from RefSeq and is a predicted model, not a curated record. Lineage: Eukaryota; Metazoa; Chordata; Actinopteri; Osmeriformes; Osmeridae. The transcript has 10 exons. Gene Ontology annotation, cellular component: cytoplasm. Gene Ontology annotation, molecular function: guanyl-nucleotide exchange factor activity; protein binding.
AUGACGCUAGCGUUUGCUGCUGGCGGCGGGGGUCCGCGCGGAGCCGCCAGAGAAGUGGCGUUUGCAGGGUCCUUCAGGGCUGACGGCAUUAAGGCGUCUGAUGUUCUGCCCGUGCUGAAAGAGAAAGUGGCCUUCGUGUCUGGAGGCAGAGACAAAAGAGGAGGUCCCAUCCUGACGUUUCCUGCCCGCAGCAACCACGACAGGAUAAAACAGGAGGAACUCCGAAGGCUCGUCACCUACCUGUCCACCGUCCCCAGCGAGGAUGUGUGUAAACGGGGCUUCACGGUCAUUAUUGACAUGCGAGGGUCCAAGUGGGACCUGAUCAAGCCGCUACUGAAGACCCUCCAGGAAACCUUCCCGGCUGAGAUCUGCGUCGCCCUCAUCAUCAAACCCGACAACUUCUGGCAAAAACAGAAGACAAACUUUGGCAGUGCCAAAUUCACAUUUGAGACUAGUAUGGUGUCAGUGGAGGGGCUCAGCAAGCUUGUGGACCCAUCUCAGCUGACUGACGACUUUGAAGGCUCGCUGGAUUACAACCACGAGGAGUGGAUGGACCUCAGGGUGUCUCUGGAGGAGUUCAUGGCCAGCGCCGUGCAUCUCCUCUCUCGCCUCGAGGACCUGCAGGAGCUGCUAGCCAAGAAGGAGUUCCCUGUGGACGUGGAGGGCUCUCGCCGUCUGAUCGACGAGCACACCCAGCUGAAGAAGAAGGUGAUGAAGGCCCCGGUGGAGGAGCUGGACCGCGAGGGCCAGCGGCUGCUGCAGUGCAUCCGCUCAAGCGACGGCUUCUCCGGACGCAACUGCAUCUCGGGCAGCGCCGACUUCCAGAGCGUGGUGCCCAAGGUGGCCAGUCUGCUGGACAAGCUGCACUCCACCAGGCAGCACCUGCACCAGAUGUGGCACGUCCGCAAGCUCAAGCUGGACCAGUGCUUCCAGCUGCGGCUCUUUGAGCAGGACGCAGAGAAGAUGUUUGACUGGAUCAGUCACAAUAAGGAGUUGUUCCUCCAGAGCCACACAGAGAUCGGAGUGAGAUACCAGCAUGCGGUCGACCUGCAGACACAACACAACCACUUCGCCAUGAACUCAAUGAACGCGUACGUCAACAUAAACCGGAUCAUGUCGGUGGCGUCCCGGCUGUCGGAGGGGGGUCACUACGCCUCGCAGCAGAUCAAGCAGAUCUCCAGUCAGCUGGACCAGGAGUGGAAGAGCUUCGCUGCUGCACUGGACGAACGCAGCACCAUCCUGGCCAUGUCUGCUGUGUUCCACCAGAAAUCUGAACAGUUCCUGUCCGGGGUGGAGGCGUGGUGUAAGAUGUGCAGCGAGGGGGGGCUGCCGUCAGAGAUGCAAGACCUGGAGCUGGCUAUCCACCAUCACCAGACCCUUUAUGAGCAGGUCACACAGGCUUACACUGAGGUGAGCCAAGAUGGCAAGGCCCUGCUGGACGUGCUCCAGAGGCCCCUGAGCCCGGGCAAUUCGGAGUCCCUGACGGCCACGGCCAACUACUCCAAGGCGGUCCACUGCAUCCUGGACGUGGUCCACGAGGUCCUGCACCACCAGAGACGCCUGGAGAGCAUCUGGCAGCACCGCAAAGUCCGGCUGCACCAGCGCCUGCAGCUCUGCGUCUUCCAGCAGGACGUCCAACAG